Messenger RNA from Astrephomene gubernaculifera, 10314 nucleotides. Lineage: Eukaryota; Viridiplantae; Chlorophyta; Chlorophyceae; Chlamydomonadales; Astrephomenaceae. The record is from the annotation of a GenBank genome assembly.
GUUGGCCUCCGGCGGUGCCUCCGGUGGCGGCGCCGGCUCCGGCGGCUCUCCCAGCGGCCCCCGCGUGACCAUCAUCAACGAGCAGCUGCAGGUGUACCGGCUGUGGAUGGGCGCGCCGGUGCGCACGGUGGCAUGCGGCGCGCUGCACACGCUGGCGGCGCUGGAGGGGGGCGGGGUGCUGGGCUGGGGCGACAACGCGUCGGGGCAGGCGGUGGGGCGGGCGGGGUUGCCGGGGGUGCGUGUGACGUCGCCCACCCGCAUUGCGGAGUUUGACCAUGUGGAGGUGGUGUCCCUGGCGGCAGGCCUGCAGCACAGCGCCGCCGUCACCUCCUCCGGCGCCGUGUGGUGCUGGGGCAGCAACCGCCACGGCCGGCUGGGCAUCGGCGCCUCCAUGCCGCCCUCCGCUCGCACCACCACCUCCACCUCCGGCCUCCCCACCCCGGGCCUGCCCUGCCCCAGUCCCACCUCCUCCCCCGGCCGCGGCCCCUUCGGCGCGGACCGAGAGCGCGACCGCGACCCCCUUCCCAACACCGCCGCCAUGCUCGCACACGCCGGCGUAACACCCGACGCUGUGCAUGAUGAUGUCAAGCGUGGUCUGACGCACCCGCCCACACCCGUACUACUCCCCUCCGGGGUGCGCAUCACCUCGGUGGUAUGCGGCACGCGCCACUGCCUGGCGCUAACCGAGGACGGAGCGGUGUGGGGCUGGGGCAGCAACGCCGUGCAGGCACUAGGGUUGCCGGACUUCCGGGACCGCCCCACGCCCAUGCGUGUGCCGGGGUUGCCGCCGUGUGCCAUGCUGGCUGCCUGGUCGGUGUCUGCGGCCAUCAGUCGGGAGGGGCAGCUGUACCUGUGGGGCAGCGACCCCUACCUGAACCCCUGGGUGCAGCGAAACAGGGUGGGCGGGCCGGCGGGUACGGCCAUGACGCCCAGGAGCGCCUCGCUGCCGCUGAUACACAGGGUGAAGUGGCUGGGUCCGCACCGCUUCCGCACCGUGUCUGUGGGCGCCCGUCACGCGGUUGCCGUCACCACCCACCAGCGCAUGUACUGGUGGGGAGACGAGGAGCUGCUGCCCUCCGCCAUGCAGUACGGAGUUACCAGGUCUGUCCAUGAGCACACCAAGCUCGUCGUGAAGCCCCCUUCCCCCGAGGACUUCCUCCCCCUCCCCCCGCCGGAAGCCACCUUCGACGGCAGCGUACCGCCGCCUCCCCCACCCCCCUCCGACCCACGCACCCAAGGCCUCUACUACGUCCAAUCCGCCUCCAUUAUCAACCGCCUCACCGCCUUCCGCCUCUUCAACGCGCGCGACGGACCCCGCCCCUCCGACGGCCUGGGCACCCUGAACUCCGGAGCCUUCACGGGCUUCGACGUCACCAUCAGCGGCGCCGGCGGCCACUCGCCGCCCAUCACCUCCUUCAGCGGAUUCAGCCCCAACAGUCCCGUGGGUCGCCACUCAGCCUCCGCAGACGGUCACGACGGCAUCACACUGCGUCUGCACACCUUCAACGAACGCGUCUACGUCUCCAUUCGCACCCGCCGGCCGGGCCCGCCUCGCAUCGGCGGCGUGGCCAGCGGCAGCUUCUUCUCCGUCGCCGGUAGCUACGCUGGCUCAGCGUACGGCGGCGGCGGCGGAGGUGCCGUCAGCUCCGGCGGCGGCCGCGUCAGCUCCACGUUGCUCUCCGCUGAGGCUAGCUUGGCGGGCGGAUUCGCGGGCAGCUCCUCCGCCCGCAGCGUAGCGACUCCUGGGUCGGCAGCUGGCGGAGGUGGCGGCGGCGGAGGAGGAGGCGGUCCGGCAGCGUUAUUCAGCGGGGAGGAGCCGGUGAUGCUGGUGGCGUGUGGUGAGGGUCACACGCUGUGUCUGUGCGGGCAGACUCGCUACAAUGUGACGCUGGAUGAGCUGCGGCACACGCUGAUGCUGGUGCUGCGGCAGUAUGCGCGGCACUGGCAUGCGUGCAGGCGGGCGGUGCAGGCCAAGCUGGCGGGGGGGGUACCCAACCGGGUGCGAUCGAGGUCGCUGGACAGGCGUCCCUCCAGUGCCCGCAGCGGCCGCAGCAGCCACGGCCUGGGCCGCAUGGGCGCCCUGCCCGCCCAGCACGAGAUCUUCGCAAGCAGCCUGCCGUACAUCGACCUGGAGGAGCGACCCACCGACCCGCGGGACGAGCUUUGCUCGCUGGACAUGCUGCUGGUGUUCUGCAGGCAGGCCGGUCUGAUUGACAACAUCAGCGAGUACAACGACGUCAUCGAGCUCUACCGCGUGCAGAUCACCAACAAGCACGCGCGAGUGCCGCCCAGCCAGCAGCAGGCGGCGGAGGCGGCGGCAGCUGCCAACUCCAACAACCCCACCGGCCCCAUCAACAUGCUCCCCGUCCGAGUGCACGCCGCGCUACCCGACCUGCGAAAAACCCUGCAGCUGCGCUCCUCCGAGUACGACGGCAGGACCAGCAAGGUGGGUUUCGGAGCCGCGCACAGCUCCCCCCCCGGCAUCAGCGGGGGGGGAGCGCCGGGGGCGGUGCCGUACGGCCGGAGCGGAGACGGCAUGACGUCACCCCUGCCCUCCCGAGGAGGAGGAGGAGGCGGGGGCGGGGGGCGGUUGAGUCCUCUGUCGCUCCGACUUCCCGGCAUGGCUGCCGGCGGGUCGCUGCCUGUGACCCCCACGGGUAUUGGGCGGGGCGGAACGGGCUUGGGUGACAUAUCGCCGGUGCCGCUGGCUCGGGAGGACUCCGGGGGCAGCACCUCAGGCGCAGCAGCAGCAGCAGGGGGAGGCGGAGGGCGGCUGGGCUCCGCUCCCUCCAGCCCCGAUCGGGCAGUGGGUGCCCCGCCCAGCCUGCGAGUGGUGGACAUGCGGGCGUUCAUGCCGCGGAGUGGCAGGGACGACUCCUCAGCCUCCGACGAGCGGCUGCGCGACAGCGACGUGUUGGACCUGCUGCUGGGCCUGAUGCAGAACCGCCAGGUGGCCUCCUCCUCCAAGGCCAACCUGCCCAUGCCGGCGCUCAUGCAGCAGCUGGCGGCCAAGCAUGUGGGGCGGCUGAAGCGCACGGCGUGUGCGGCGCCGCUGCCAUGGGUGCUGGGGCAGGCCAUCCGCACUGAGAUGCUCCGCGCCCUGGACAGCGGCCCCAACAGCCUCACACUGCACCAGGCCUACAUCUACCUCUCAUCCGAGCACUCCGCGCCGCAGGACCUGCACCUGUCCAUGCAGGACAUGCGCCUAGGUCUGGCCCAGGUGGAGCAGCCCUUCACCGUUCCGCUGCUGCGGCUGGCGCAGUUCAUACGGCAGUCGGGGCUGCUGCCCAAGCUCAUCAGCAGGCUCAUAACGCACAUGCACAAGCACGCCGAGUACUACCUGGACCGGCUGGCUGUUGCCGACCAGGUGCCCUGGUGGUGGCCUCCCGAGGUGCUGCGCGACCGGCGGGCGGCGGUGUCGGGAGUGGGCAUCAGCCCCACGUUGUGGCAGCGACCCGACACCAUAGCCAUGUGGCAGCAGCCUGCGGCAAUGAACCUGCUGGGACUUGAGACGAUCGCGGGUGUUGUGUACGACUUUGACAUCCUGGGUGUCUACUACGGCACCACCCGCAAGGCCAUCCGCAACCAGCUGAGCAGCGAGGAGCAGGUGGCGCUGGAGCACGCCAAGCGGGACCGGCUGCUGGCGUACGUGCUGGUCUACAUGAUGGGGCAGUACCUGGUCCGUGUGGACCACCCGCACGACAUGCGCCCCGAGCACAUCCUCACCGCCGCCGUCUCCUACCCGCAGUUCGUGGAGAUCCUGGCCUUCUGCCUGUCGCUCAAGGCCGCCACGCAGACCCCCACUGGCGCCGUGAUGCCCUCCGUGCAGCUGCUGCCCACGCUGGGCGACACGCUGCAGUACCUUCCGGGGCUGCUGGAGGCGGUGGGGCUGUGGCGCGAGAAGAUCCUGUACCCCUGGAAGUUCAACCGGGUGAAGCACAACGACGUGGAGCUGCAGCGGCAGGUGGACCGCGCCUUCAGCCUGUACUGCACCAUCGACCCGCUGGCCCAGACGCUGGGUAUCAACAUCUACCAGUUCACCAAGCUCAUUCGGGACACCGACAUGGCGGACAAGACGCUCACCAUGGAGCGCAUCCAAGAGGUGUUCGCGGCGGUGGCGCUGGUGCGGGUGCGCUCCGUGCCCGCACUGCGCUCGCGCACCGGCGCCAACCCCAACCGCCAGAACGACAACAUGGAGUGGACGGGGCUCACGGCGGCGCAGAUCAUUCGACUGUCCACCUCGCAGUUCGCGUACACGGUCGCCCAGCACAAGCUGGAGGAGCACCUGCAGCUGCGCGAGAUGGCCAUGGCGGCCUGGCGCCCCCGCGACCCCGCCUCCGCACCCCCCCACCACGGCUUCAGCGGCAGUGGAGUGGCGCCCGCCCUCAUGGCGCCCGGCGGCGGCUCGCCCACUGGCGGCACCGCCACGGGAGCAGCCGGCGGCGUCGGAGCCACUGUGUCCCUAGCACUGGCGCUCAAGGAGGCGGCGCAGCGUACGGCGAAUGAGGUGGACGAGGCGGCGAUCGGCAUCGUGGGACCGAACUCCGCGAGGAGCGCCUGGGGGCCGCCCUCGCCGCCGACGGCACACCGGCAGCAGCCCUUCGCCAGCGCGGUGGGGAUAGCUGCGGCCGCCGCCGCGGGCAGGACGGUCACCUCCCCCGAGGGCGGCCCGCCCCCGGGGUCCGCCGCCGCGGCAGCGGCGGCGGUGGCGGCUGGCGCCGGCUCCCCGCACCAGCGGCUGGCGGUAUCCAACGCCGCCACCGCCGCCGCCGUCGCCGCCUCCUCCGCCUUCGUCAGCAAGCUCCGCCGCCCCGGCGGCCGCCGCGGCGACGGCGGCAAGCCACGCGACCUGGCGGGGUUGCUCCGGAACCGGCGUCACAGCUCCACCCAGGUCAGUUUCGCGCCCAUGGACAGCAGCAGCGGGCUGCCGCAGGGGCUGUCCGCACUGGUGGUGGGGCUGCAGGACGUGGCGACCUCGCAGUCCACGUCCCGGUCGGCCUCCCAGCUGUUGGGAGCCGGCGGGCCGGAGUCCACGGUGGACGGUGCGAUGCCGAGUGGGUUCGGAGGGUGCGGCACGGAUGAUGAGAUGGACCUGGGGCUGUCCUGGCCCAGUUUUACGACGGAGCAGUUUGGGGACAGCGAUCUGGGCACGCCGUCCGGACCGAACGGCUCACCCCGCACCAGUCCCCAGCGCAGCGGCCGCAGCCCUCCCCGCCCCGGCCAGCCCCCCUCCUCCGCUCCCCAGCCCCCCUCCUCCACACUCCAGUGCAGCAGCACCGGCACCGGAGGCACCAGCGGUACCGGAGCCAUGUCGCCUGCCGUACCCUCCCCCGGCGGCAGCACCAACGACCUCGCCGCCUCGGUGCGCUCGCCGGAGCGGCAGCUAGCGACCCCCGGGUCAUCCUCGGGUCGCUGGCCCUCCCUCCCGGAGCAAAGCGAGCUCAGCCUGCGCAACAUGGAACACAUGUUUGCGGCACUGCAGCCGCCGGAGGGGCCGCUGCCGGCGCCGCCGCCGCCAGCAGCGCUGACGGACGAGUCGGAUCGCGAGGGCGGCGGCAGCGGCGGCGACUCUAGCAAUGGUCGUGACCGGCGACGCAUGAGUCGCGCCAGUGGCGGCGGCGGCGGCAUGUCACCGGAACGCGGCAGCAACUCUCAGUUGGGCGAGGGUCGCGGUAGCGGCAGCGGCGGCGCGCGGGGCUCCAGCAGCGGCCGGGAGCCGUCAGCCGUGCUGAAGCGGCGGCGAGUGCCGGGAAUGAGCGUGGCGGUUGCAUUCGGAUCGGGUACGGCACGACGAACGUUCGUGGACGUGCCGCCGGAGCUGACGUCACCGUCGACUGCGUCAUUGGAUUUGGACGGUCGCGACAGGUCGCGGGGCGGCAAGAGCGCACGACGCGCGUCGAGUGGCGCCGCCGCCAGUGCUGGCGUGUCGGCACGCGGCGGCUCGCCGUUGCGGAACAGCCAUAACCCCAACAAGAACACACGGGCUAGCGGCGGCGGGGGUCCGAGGUCGCCGUUUUCCACUUCAGCCGCUGACGCAGCGGCCGACGGCGCCGGCGCUGGCGGCGGUCCCACUCGCGUCACCCAAGGUAGCUCCUCACUCAGUGGCAGCGACUGGGCCGCGUCGGCGGAUACCAGCCCGGAUCGAGCCGGCGGCGGCGGCCGGCAGUUUGAGCCGUGGUCAACGUCGUUUGACCGCAGUCGCCUCCGCACGCCUCCCUCGCCACUGGGCCCCAGCGGCGCCAACGCGCGCGUCGCUUCCAUGCCCAUGUUGCCCCGCGACGCCGCGAGUCCGGGCGGGGUGGACCGGGCCAUGCUGAUGCGCAUGAACAGCGAGCGACCCGCCUCGCGCACCUCGCAGCGCUCCUCCGUGCUGGGGGGAGACAGUGCCGGCUCCCGCAGCCCCAGCGUGCAGCGCCCCGACUCCGCCGCCUCCUCAUCCGUCAUCGGCUCCGUCAACCGACUGGUGCUCACCAAGCAUGCGCUGGCGACAACCGGCGACGGCAAGAGCGCCAAGAAGCUGAGUGCGCAGCCCGGCAAGCUGCUCACCCGCGAGCAGUUCAGCGAGGUGGUUCAGCGGCUGGCGGUGGUCAAGUACUCCAAGAUCAGCUCGCCCAUGGCGGCGUGGCGGCUGCUCAUCGAGCGACACGUGCUGCCGGUGGUGGAGACACGGUCCACCAAGUUUGACAGGUACCUUGAGGAGCUGAUGGGCCCCUCCAUCAUGUCCCUGGUGCUGGCCUGGGAGCCGCAGCUGAAGGCGCUGUUCAGGAUCUACGGCAAGGACGAGUACAAGCAGACCACGGGCCGCCCCCCCGGCACCGCCAACAGCGCCAGCAGCCGCCCCGGCACCAGCGCCAGCGGCAGCGGCGGCAGCCACCGCGGACACAGCCGCAGCCGCACAGCACCCCCCCGAGGUGGGGGCGGAGGAGGGGGGCGAUCUGCAAGUCCGCAGCCGCACAACCGCAGCCCCUCAACACUGGAGGCUCGCGGCCGCUCGCGCCCCGGCACCAGCGCCGGCGACCCCCGCGGCUCCGGCUCCUCCACCCCCAACCGCGACCGCGACCCGGGCAGCCGCAUCACAAUGUCCUUCGUGCAGUUCCUGCAGCUGUGCCAGGACAGGAAGAUCAUCCCCGCGCUCAUCCAGCCCGCGGGUCUGGAGGAGAUCUUCCGGAGGGUCAACUUCAUGGACGGGGUGGAGAGCUAUAUUCGGAACAUGGCCUACCCGCAGUUCGUUGACGCGGUGUGUCUGACCGCCAUGACCAUCUACAACCACCCCAAGUACAAGGAGCAGUCCAUGACGGUGGAGGAUAUGUUGGAGACCUUCUUCUCGCAGCUCUGCUCGCUCAAGAGGGCGAGGACCCGUGUGACCCACCUAGGGGCCAUGGACAACGCUGCAGCCGCCGCCGCUGCCGCCGCCCGGGGUGCGGGGGCGGUGGUGAACCCAUACGCGCAGUGGUGGACGCUGCGGUUCGAGCCGGAGGCCGCGUGGGGGACCGGGGCGGGAGGAGGAGGAGGAGGAGGCGGCAGGGGUGGUGGUGGUGGUGGGAAGCCGGGCGGCUGGUCCUUCCUGUCAUCAGUGGACUAUGCACCUGUGCUGCUGCAGGAGGUGGUCAUCCCGCCCCCCCCGGUGCCCGAGCCCGUGUCCAUGCUGCUGCAGCACGCCGCCUCGCUACACAACCGGGGCAGCUGUACGGCGGCACUCGCGGAGUACGACAGGGCGGCGGGGGCGUGGCGAGCGGCGCUGAGCGGGGAGGGCACGUUGCCCUUCGAGGCGACGUUGUCGUUGUCGCCUGAACAGGAGAUCUACCUCUGCCUAGUCCGCGCCAGUGUGUUGAUGAGCUGCGGGCAGGACUCCGCCGCCAUGUCCGAGUACUCCGCUGCGGAGGGGCACAUGCGGCGGCUGCCGGAGGGUCACCCCGCGGAGCCGCUCAUCCACAGCUGCCGGGGGCACCUGCUUUACCACGUGGGGCAGCUGCAGGCGGCGUUCGAGCAGCUGGUGCAGGCCAAGGUGCUCCGCGAGCAGCACCCCGACAUGGGCUCCCACCACGUGGACACCGCCCUGGCGCACAACAACCUGGCCUGCUGCCUGGACCGACUGGGCAAGACACACCUGGCGCUGCGGCUGCUGGCGGGCGCGGUGGAGACAUUCCGAGUGGUGCUGGGCAGCAGCCAUCCGCGCACGCAGACGGCGGCUCGCAACGUGCGUCACAUGCAGCACCGACUGGUGAAGCUGGACCUGCACUACCGCUCCGUGGCGCAGGAGCAAGCGGAGGCGGAGCAGGCAGCCAUUAUCGAGGCCCUGCACCGAGCCGCGGGCCGGGGACUGCGCGGCCGCCGACCCGGCAUCGACAACCUCUACUCCCUCAACGGCCCGCGCAUCUCCCUGGCGCUGCGGCGGGAGCAGGCCAAUGCAGCACUGGCCGCUGCCGCCACCGCCGCCGCCGUCAUGGCGCCGCGCCGACUGGAGCCGCUCAAGAUGCCCGCGAAGGAACGACUCGCGGCGUUUCAACUUCGGGUGCAUGGAGCGGCGGGCGCCACGUACGGGCGCGGCGCCGCAGGCGCCAGCGGCGCCGCCUCCGGCGGCGCCUCCGACCGCGACCCCGGCGGCCGCUCCUCCGGUGACGGCGAGGGCGACACUGACGCAGAUGGCGAGGGCGGCCGGUCGUCGGCCGACGGUGACACGGCUGCGGAUUCCCCUCCCGAGACGCCCUCCGCGGUGCAGCUCUACACUCGCCGCCGCAAUGGCAUCAAGUACUACCGCAGUAAACACGACCUGGACUACCUAGGCGGGGGGCUGCACCGGCCGCACCCCGACAUGGUAGCCACCUACGAUGCCAUGAAGGCCGACAUCGCGGCGCAUGCAUCCGGUGCCGUACACGCGCGGGUGCCGGAGGGUGUGGUUGUCGUACAACGUGGCGCCGGCGGCCCGGUGCAGCCGCCGCCGCGGCGGAGUACCGUCAGCGCACGGGGCAGCGCUUCCGCCGCCGCCGCCGCUGCGGCGGCGGCGCGCGCCGCUGAGGAGGUUCCCGGCCCCGUACGAGCAUACCGCGGCGGCGUGUACGACAAGACUCUGACGCCGCGGCGGCUCAAGGUGGAGCGGCGGUACGGACUGCCGCUGCCGCCGCCGCCGGAGCCGACGCUGCCGGGUCGUGAGCGGGGGCUGCAGGCGCGGCGGGCCAAUGUGCUGGCGGCCGCCAUGUUGGAUGAGCUGAGUUCGCGGCUGACGGGGACGGGUGUGGGGCUGGGAAGGUCGGUGCCGGUGCUGGACCGGCUAGCAGACGUGCUGAGGGGCACGGCGGGGCCGCCGCCGCCGCCAUCCAACAAGAUAGGGCGGGGAAGUGCAGCGGCGGGGACGGCGGGAGGGGAUGGUGCAUCGCGCAAGGUUUCGCGCGGGCGUUCGAGCGUUGCGUAGGGGAGAGGGGUGAAGCGCGGUGGUGCGCGCGCUAGGGGAGUACACAUGUGUGAUUAAGGGGUGAGCCGAUAGGGUGUUUGGGGGUAGGGUAUUGAAGAAGGUGCUAGGAAGGGUGUGCGAGCAAUCUGAGCACUGUGUGCAUUCUUGCUGCGACGCGUGGAGGGCAUUGCGGAGCAAACACACAUCAUUGGAGAACGGUAAUUUUUGCGAGCAGCUGCAUGGUAGCUAGAUGGCACGCAGAUGGAAUAUCUGCGAGCGCGCAGAUACGGUAUGCUAAUGUUGUGGGUUUUGCAUUGCACGGAUGCCAAAAUGUCGAUGGCAUAGAACCUUUUAUAGUAUGCUGACUGCACAUAACGUCCCCGCAGAAGCUGCCAGGGGUGCACCGGUGUACUACAACUUUACAUGACGACAGGGUAGUAAUUACGCGUGUGGUGGUGGUGGCGGGGGGAACUGGAGAUGCCGCAUGCCUGUGAUACGGCAGCUUACUCGGUUGUCAACCGGUCAUGCGUUUGUCGGCUGUUUACCAUGCACUGCUAACUGUGUCGGUGUUGUUAAGCCGGUGGCUGAAGGGGAUGCGAUGCCCUAUGGGUAGCGGGAAGGUCCGUAAUGUCUAAUAGGUUACACGGCAACAGACAGGCAGGCACGGUAGCGUGUGUAGCUAAACUACCCGUUCAGCAUGAACGAGGAAGUAUCCGAUAAUGGCUUGGCGUCGUGAGCCGCUGGUGUGCCUUCCGGACCUACAAUACGGUAGCUGCUAUGAGAGCUCACGGGGCAGUGCUUGUCGGCCGGCCAAUGUAACAUGCGUCAGCCAGUCGGCGCCUCGGUUUCACCCUUUACGGUCUCACCCUUCAAAAGGUUCACACCCGGCAAACAAGUUCAUUCCAAGAUGCGAAGCCCAACAAGGC